Schizosaccharomyces octosporus yFS286 is the source of this 2237-nucleotide messenger RNA. Its product is annotated as meiotically upregulated Mug174. Lineage: Eukaryota; Fungi; Ascomycota; Schizosaccharomycetes; Schizosaccharomycetales; Schizosaccharomycetaceae. The transcript has a single exon. The record is from RefSeq and is a predicted model, not a curated record. Bases 174 to 2018 code for a protein of 614 amino acids.
UCAACAUUCCAACAGUAAACAUUAAAUGCUUUCUUCCUCUAUGUGACAAAAAUCGAGAAAUACUUGGGUAAAAAGCAAACUUUAGUUUAUUUUUACUAUUAUAGAGAAGAAAAACUGAUGACCUUGGAAUAUUCUUCGAUUAGUACGAAAUACAUAUAUUCUGCGAACUGACGAUGCUCUUAAGGAUUCGAAGCUGUGAGCCCUUAACUCCUAUACAGCAGUGGAUUCACACUGCUGAACUAAAUUUGUCCGAUAAAACAAGCACUAUUGCCGAUUUGUUGUAUAGUAUACUGUUGUUUAAUUUUGGAGAUUGUAAAGAUGGACGAUCGAUUCUUGUAGGAUCUGGAAACCAAGCCAAGUAUGCAUUAGGAAAUGAAUUAUUUUUACAACUUGUGAAGGACGACUUUGCCUUGCCGAUUUCUAUGGCGUAUCAUUUGUUUUUGAGUGAUUCGGAGAUACUGGAAUUGCGCAUUCUUUCUAGAGAAGAGGCUUUACUGAGAAGCUGCGAAGUUUUGGCUUUGAGAUUAAGUUCAUCCACUUCCUUGGAAACAGCUCUUCAAAAUUGGAGCAAAGGUGUGCAGGAAAGAGGAAACAAAGCUCAUGUUCAGGUCACUAAAGCUCCAAAACAAGCCAACUUAAUAGUUAGCUCAUCUUUACCUUACACAACUCCAAAUGGUAGUGAGUUUAAUACAAAAAAGCGUGAUGCAGCAGCUCCAACAACAUGGAAUGACAUGUACACCUUAAAGAAAAGUAAGGUGGAUCACUCAGCGAAUGGUGAGUUUACUGUGAACCCAUUAAAGAAAAAUGUCGAAUCUCAGCUAUUGACUACAGCAAACCAACAAAGACCCAUGAAAAGUGGAAACUCAGUAAAAUCUUCUUCAAGCGAAUCUUCUGAAUCCGAUGACUCGUCUUCUGAAUCAGAAUCAUCCUCUGCUGUCUCUGUAUCUGUUUCUUCUGAUGCAGCUUCCGUAUCCACCACUGCCAGUUCAUCAGAAGAGGAUAGCUCAGAAAGCAGUGAUUCUUCUUCCGACGAUAGUACUUCAAGCUCAGACUCUUCAACCAGCGAUGGUGGCUCUUUGAAUUCUCAACAAUUGAAGCAUCAUAAUAAAAAAACAAAUGAUAUUCCUAAAAGCAACACUUCUGGGUUUUCUCACUCUUUGAAUACAGCUAACGAAAUGUCUUAUUUUCGUGACUCUUCUGCUUUGCAUUCAUCUAACCCGGACACCCUUUAUUCUGGCAGUACAAUAGAUGGUGAACGAACGACUCUUUUUGACACUACAAACUUUUUAAAGUCCUCUCCGACUAAAAGACAAUCCAGCUUGGAGCAAGAAAGUGACAUUGUCUACAAACGUUUCGGUGAAUUUGGAACCGAUUCAGUUGACGCCAACACUUCUGACUUUCGGUCUGCGGAUGAUAAGAAUGGCAUUUUUAAUAAUCGUUCAUUUCACGAAUUUGAUGAAGAUCCCAAUAGUUCAACUUCAAUUCGGCCACCCGGUUCCGGUAGCUCUGCUACUAAGUCAAGAAAUCUUCGUCGAAAAAAAUCGAGAUUGAUGAAGAAAUACGGUCAAGAUGUAGAAGCUAUGCCCGGUGAUUUGGACUUGGCUGAUAGACCUUAUCCAUCAGAUGAAAGCAAAGAUUUGAGUGAGGGACAAAGCUCUCAUCUUGAUUCCGAUACAAUAAAAGUUGAACAUCGCUAUGAUGCGGUACCUGUGUCCAAGGAUGCAGAGCUAGACGUUGAGUUCCCUCCGGGUAGUUUAUUGCGAUUUACCAUCAUGGACUUGAAUGUUAAUACCUAUACACCUGAGAUUUCUGAAAAAUCAGGGCGGGUUAUUACUUCCAAUGAUAAAGAAGUUAAGAUCCAAUUAGAUACAAAACAUCGGUACAAAAUCAAAUAUGGUCCUGAUGGUGAAAUUAUCCAAGGCCGUUUCGGAACUAUACCAGACGAGCAACUUGUUGAGGGCAUCGUGACAUAUGGAUGGGAUCUUAUGUCCGAUAUUCACAAGCUUGUACAAUAUUGAAUGAAAAGUUACUAUUCCGCAUUUUUUAUUCAUUCGAUAAUUUAUUACCAAGACACGAAGUACUGAUGUCUUUGUUAUUUCCUGGAUCUGCACAUUUCAAUCAUAUAAUUAAUUUAUAGUAUUUCUUCGAGUUGCAUAAUAUUAUAGACACAUUUAGUUUACUUCAAAUCAACUUUGUAAAAAUAGAUAAUAUUUGCGGCCUCAUGUUAAGGAGCAUGC